UCUUCUGUAAUUGAAUGAGGAGCAGUGUGAUGUGUCUGAUUCCCCAAGUCAAAUGGUAACAGGUUGUUUGUUGUCUGGUAUCUUGUAGCACCAGAAGAGAAAACCUGCAAUCAGCCAGAUGAUGCUCCCUGGGUGUGAUAGUGAAAUGCAGGGACUGGUGCAGUAAGGGAAAGAAUCCCUUUCCCAGCUCCUAGAAGAAGACAGAUAUAGGGCACUGCUGUUGCAUUUUGGUAUUGCUGGUGGGCUUCAGAGAAAAGCAGCAUUUAGAUAAGGCAUAAACAAUUCCCUGGGAUAUAAAUUUUAUUUCAGCUUUAAAAAAAAAAAAGCUGUAUGAGCACAGUUUAGUCCUGUGACUGAACACAGUUUGUGGAAGUAUCUGUGAGCAAAGCAGAAAUAAAAACUCUGUAUCUAUUGUCUGAGUGCUGACCACCUACAGCUAAUUGUAAAAUAUUUCCAGAAAUGCUGUAAUGAUGCAUUAUGGUUUUAAAAACUGGAAGUGAGAAGGUAGUUACAGAAGGAGUUAAUGCCUGUGAAUUUGCUAGGAACCAAGUUAGUUAGGAAACACAUUUGAGAGGAUUAACAUUGUUGUAGAAAUUAAUGUUUGAAGAGAUUGACCAGGAGGGUGUCGAGCUGAAGAAUUUGAAACAUGAUUCAGUCCUAUUGGUGGGCUUGUCAAGCUUGCUCCCCAGCCCUGGAUCCAUGAAGUGAAAAAACACAGAGCAGAGCAGCUGCUACACUUGGAAAGUGUAUCCAAGACAAAAAAAAUAGGAAAUUAACCUGUAUCCAUCCUGCUUAUCAGGUAGGGCUCUUACUCGCCCUGGUUUGCUUCAGCUUGCCAUCAGGGAACUGUAUGGCAUAACUUUAUUUAAUGCAGCCUUUGUAGGAGUCCUCAGAAUGAGACCUGUUUAAUUCAUUGUCCAAACCCUGAGAUGUGUCGGGGCUUUUACACACCCAGAAACAGACAUCAGUAUCAGUUAAAAAAAGCAACAUGAAGGAGCCUGAGAAGCCACGUGCAGAGGACAAAAUCUGCUGCAUUUCCAAGCUGAAGGUAUUUCUGCUGGCACUGUCACUUGCAUUCCUUGGGAAAACGAUGUCUGGUGCUUACAUGAACAGCAUGUACACACAGAUAGAGAAACAGUUUAAUAUCCCAGCUUCUUUAGUGGGCAUCAUUAAUGGAAGCUUUGAAAUUGGUAACUUGCUGCUGAUUGCAUUUGUGAGUUACUUCGGAGCAAAGCUGCACAGACCCAGAAUAAUUGCUUUGGGCUGCACAAUUCUGUCAUUUGGAUGCCUUCUGAUAUCACUUCCUCAUUUUCUCUUUGGAAGGUAUCGUAUUGAAAGCAGCAUUUCACAGUGGGAAAAUUUUUCAGUGAUGCCUUUAUGCCUUGUUAAUCAAAAUUUGUCUGCUUUGCCUACAGAGGAACCAUCAACAGAAUGUGAAAAGGAGCCUGGGUCCUUGCUGUGGAUAUUUGUGAUGGUUGGAAACAUUGUGCGAGGAAUGGGUGAAACUCCCAUCAUGCCUUUAGGCAUUUCUUAUUUGGAGGAUUUUGCCAAAGCAGAGAAUUCACCUUUCUACCUGGCAUGUCUACAUACAGCAACUGUAAUUGGCCCUUUCCUUGGUUUAUUGUUGGCUUCAUUCUGUGCAGAGCUGUUUGUUGACAUUGGAUCAGUAGGUGCAGAUGAGAUAACUAUAACAGCUACUGAUGCCCGCUGGGUUGGAGCAUGGUGGCUGGGCAUUUUGAUUUGUGCACUGCUGAAUCUUCUCGUGGGAAUACCAUUUUGGUUUCUGCCCAAGUCACUUGUGAAGGAAGGUGAAAGCAAUGAACCUGAAGAGACAAGUGAAAAAAGUGUAGCACCGUUGCAAGAAAAUGAUAAAAAUGAAACCAAGCAGACCAUGUAUGAAAUUGCUAAAGAUUUCAUCCCCUUCCUCAAGGCUCUGUUUCACAACCCUGUGUACAUGUUAUUUAUAUGCAUAACUGUGUUACAGUUCAGUGCCUUUGAUGGCAUGAUAUCCUUCAUGCCCAAAUAUCUGGAACAGCAGUUUGGAAAGUCUGCAUCAGAUGCCAUAUUUUUAAUUGGUGUUUACAACUUACCAGUUCUAUGUGUUGGGUAUUUUUCGGGCGGCUUAUUCAUGAAGAAGUUCAAGAUAAGUAUCUACCAGGCUGCCAACAUAGCAUUUUGGGUGUCCUUACUGGAAUACCUUCUCUACUUUGCUGCCUACUGGACUGUCUGUGAUACCUCACCAGUUGCUGGUCUAACAGUUUCCUAUCAAGGAAUAGAGCAAAUUUCAUAUGCAGAAAACACUCUACUGGCUGGCUGCAACGUGGAUUGUGAUUGCCCACUUAAAAUAUGGGACCCUGUUUGUGGGAACAAUGGAAUCACUUACGUGUCACCUUGUCUUGCUGGGUGUAAAUCCUCAAGAGGAACUGGAAGAAGUGUGGUAUUUGAAAACUGCACCUGUGUUGCAGCCUCAGGGUUUUCAUCUCAAAACAUCUCUGCGACUCUGGGCCAGUGUGAUGGACAUGGAAACUGUGACAAGAUGCUCCAUUAUUUUUUAAUAUUGUCAUUAGUCUGCAGCUUCAUUUUUUCCUUAGCAGCCAUGCCUGGAUACAUGGUCUUAAUAAGGUCUCUAAAGCCUGAAGAGAAGUCGUUUGGAGUGGGUAUCCAUGGGCUGGCUUCACGAGUAUUUGCUGGAAUUCCAUCUCCCAUUUAUUUUGGAGCUUUGAUAGAUACCACUUGCUUGAAGUGGGGUACUAUGACUUGUGGUGGAGAAGGAGCAUGUAGGAUGUAUGAUAUUGUCACAUACAGGUGGCUGUAUCUUGGCCUGCCAGCAGUGUUACGUGGAGUGUCCUUCAUCCCAAGUACACUAAUUCUCCUGAUUUUAAAGAAGAAACUGAAAUCUGAAAAGCCAGUCUUAAUAAAUGCCCCAAUAGAAAUGCAGGAUAAAGAACAAGAAGCAGUGAAAUAGCAUUUCACAGAAGGACAUGUUGGGAAAAAACAUUGCAGUGUAAAUAUUGGAUAUAUCCUUGUGAAAAAUUUUGUACUUUAACUAAUGAACACUUGGACAGAGAAUAGAAUUACACAUAGUUGUAUCCAACUUACAUUAUAAAAGUAUCAGUUUGUAAUUACAAGGCAUGGGAAAAAAUAUGUUUGAUGCAAAAGAAGAAGGACUAAAAAUAAGAAAACUUAUGAAAUGCCAGGUUUGAUUUGUCUGAGGAAAGGGCUAUGAGGCAGAAACAUGCUUCAUAGCAUGUUUCAUAGUAUGUUCAGUCCUGUUUCUCUUAAAAUAGAGAGAAUUCUGCAUUUGACUCCAAGUGAUGCCAGAUUUCAUCUUGGAUUUCUCACAUGGUUUCUGUCAGAGUCUCUCUCAUUGGCUGUAGACAGCAUUUGUGGCUUCUUCAGGCCCCAGUUUUCCAUAAAUUUAUUUAAUGACAUUAUUAGUCCACUCAGGCAGGGAUUGUUUGUUAUUCUGCAUAGUGUAGGUGGUCAAUAUAUUGGAAACCUGGUUUAUGACAUGGUCUGGUGUUCUGGUAACAAUAAUAAAUUUAAAAAUUACAUUUUUAAAAAA
Parus major (Great Tit) is the source of this 3565-nucleotide messenger RNA. Its product is annotated as solute carrier organic anion transporter family member 1A2-like. Gene Ontology annotation, molecular function: bile acid transmembrane transporter activity; protein binding. The record is from RefSeq and is a predicted model, not a curated record. Gene Ontology annotation, cellular component: membrane. The coding region runs from base 989 to 2965 and encodes 658 amino acids. Gene Ontology annotation, biological process: bile acid and bile salt transport; sodium-independent organic anion transport; transmembrane transport. NCBI's taxonomy places the organism in Eukaryota, Metazoa, Chordata, Aves, Passeriformes, Paridae. The transcript is spliced from 15 exons.